Wasmannia auropunctata (little fire ant) is the source of this 348-nucleotide messenger RNA. Its product is annotated as ATP-binding cassette sub-family A member 3-like. Gene Ontology annotation, cellular component: membrane; intracellular membrane-bounded organelle. The record is from RefSeq and is a predicted model, not a curated record. Lineage: Eukaryota; Metazoa; Arthropoda; Insecta; Hymenoptera; Formicidae. The annotation marks the transcript as partial. The transcript has 2 exons. Gene Ontology annotation, molecular function: ABC-type transporter activity; ATP binding; ATP hydrolysis activity. Gene Ontology annotation, biological process: transmembrane transport; lipid transport.
GUGUAUAAGAGACAGAUUAUGGCAAGCUAAUGGCUGUGAAAGAAAUCAGUUUUCGAGUGAAGCCACAGGAAUGUUUUGGAUUACUCGGCAUAAACGAUGCUGGAAAGAGUACAAUUUUUAGAAUACUAACGGGAGAAGAAAUGUCUAAUAGUGGUAUAAUGUACUUAAAGCAAACUGACAUCCAUUCGAAUAGAUUCAAGUAUCUUUCUGAGAUGGGAUACUGUCCACAAACUGAUGCCUUAAUGCCCUCCUUAAACACUUUAGAUCACUUACGAUUGUUCGCACGUCUUCGUGGUAUACCAAAGUCCAACGUAGAGUCGGAAGUUGAUAAAUGGAUUACUAGAUUAA